AUGGGUGCAGUGCUGACCAAGGGUGAAGCUGCUAAAGCAACUGCUUUGGAUAAUUUUUGGGGCCCCAAUUUUCCUAAUAGGCACAGAAAGAAUCUUAGCUUUGGAGGCAGUGACUCUGCUUCUACUUCUGAUCAUUUUGCCGCUGUACUUGGUCUGCCUUCUCUACAACAUUACACCAACGAAGGCGUUGAGUUCGAGUCCGGUAUUAGUUUCAUGACGCCUGGAGCAACAGUUAUGAGUCCCUUUUCCUUCAUCAAGAAUGGCAUCCCGGCACCUCAACAGUCUCAUCACUCGCAGAUUUCUGCCUUUAUGAAACUCUUCUAUAAGGAUUGCUUCUCUUUUCAUGACUGCGGCAGGAACAAAGUUCUUCAGAAAGCUAUCGUCUAUAUGGAUCAGCCUGGUUUUAAUGAUUACAAGUACUCUCUUUUACAUACAAAAUCUAUUUCCGAAGUGUCCAAACUUGUCCCUGAUGUUGUGGAGACAAUCAAGAGUUCUAUCGAACAACUGAUCAAAGAUGCCGAGGCCAAACACUUUGUGGUUACUGGAAUUACUCCCAUGGGUUGCCUUCCAGGUUUUCGAACAAUGUUUCCCGAAGACGACAAUAGCAGGAAAAUUAAAUAUCACAAAGGACUAAAUUUGUUCGCAACAUUACACAAUGAUCAUCUAUGGCAAGCGUUGGAGGAGCUGCGAUUGAAGUACACUGAAGUUGAGAUCAUAUAUGCAGAUUAUUACAAGGCGCUUAUGGCGGUUGUACGCAAUCAUGCAUUCUUGGGAUUCAAGACUAAGACGUUGAUGAAGGUUUGUUGUGGUAGUGCUGGAUGCGGUCCUUUUAAUUUUGAUCCUCUAAAGCAGUGUGGAGAGAAAGGAGUUGUAGCAUGUUCUGAUAGGGCUUCGCAUAUACAUUGGGAUGGAUUUCGACUGACAGUGGAGGCUUCGAAGAAUAUGAUUGAUACUCUCUUCAGCAAAAAGGGUUUUGUAUUUCCUGAGUUCAAGUUCGAACAAGAUCUUCAUGUAGCUGCAGCAAAAGGGCACCAUUCAAAGGUUUAUGGGCUAUUUAGAGAUGGUCUAAGGCAUUUAUUGGAGUUACAUGCUAAUAACGCCGUGGACUACUGA
This is a messenger RNA of Nicotiana attenuata, 1113 nucleotides long. Its product is annotated as GDSL esterase/lipase At1g28640-like. Gene Ontology annotation, molecular function: hydrolase activity, acting on ester bonds. The record is from RefSeq and is a predicted model, not a curated record. The transcript is spliced from 2 exons. Bases 1 to 1113 code for a protein of 370 amino acids. Lineage: Eukaryota; Viridiplantae; Streptophyta; Magnoliopsida; Solanales; Solanaceae.